Molecule: messenger RNA, 2684 nt
Organism: Anopheles funestus (African malaria mosquito)
Lineage: Eukaryota; Metazoa; Arthropoda; Insecta; Diptera; Culicidae
Product: uridine phosphorylase 1
Exons: 7
Coding region: 170-1276 (368 amino acids)
Biological process (GO): uridine catabolic process; nucleotide catabolic process
Cellular component (GO): cytoplasm; cytosol
Molecular function (GO): uridine phosphorylase activity
Source: RefSeq, a predicted model, not a curated record
GCAGUCCGGUGCAUGCCAAUCAUUAGUGCUGUCGCAUUGCUGAACCACACACGCCCCGACCGGGGGCAAAACCAAAAGUGCAUUCUCUAAGCGCUUGUUUCGUUUGGCCUUGCCUGUUCUGUGCCGUAUUUCUCACUGCCGUGUUGUUGCUGCAUAAUUUAAAUCAAGCAUGGCUCACCAAGGUGAUCAAAAACGUGACAAAGACAAUAGUUUGAAUGUGAAUAGUGAGAAAAAUAAUACCAACAGUGGGAUGCAUGAAGAUGAUCCCGACGAGGCACGUUCGACCAGAUACAACGAUGGUUCGGUUAAGCUACGGAAUCCCAACAUCGAACUCAUGGAUCAAGACAUCCUCUACCAUCUGGCGUUAGGUAGUGGCAGCCACGAUCUGCACGAAAUGUUUGGGGAUGUAAAGUUUGUCUGCAUGGGUGGUACACCGAAGCGUAUGGAAACGUUUGCUCACUUUAUUAUGGAAGAAAUUGGCUACAAACUUCCCGCCGGUACUCAGCUGCAAGAUAUCAGUGCAUUUUCCUAUCGCUACUCGAUGUACAAGGUUGGGCCUGUACUCUCUAUUAGUCAUGGUAUGGGGGUACCAUCCGUCGGUAUUCUUCUCCAUGAGCUUAUUAAGCUGAUGUACCACGCGAAGGUAAAGGAUCCGAUCUUUGUGCGCAUUGGUACAUGCGGUGGUAUCGGUGUUGAAGGUGGCACUGUGGUCAUUACGGAAGAUGCGUACGAUGGUUUACUUAGGAAUAGCUACGAAUUGGCUAUUCUUGGCAAAAUAGUACAUCGUCCGGCAAUUUUGGACAAACGACUAGUGCGGGAACUGAAAUCAUUAGCUACGCACGAUGAUCCAUAUGAGACGAUUACGGGCAAAACGAUGUGCACCUACGAUUUCUACGAAGGCCAAGGCAGACUAGAUGGUGCAUUCUGCGAGUUUACGGAAACGGACAAAAUGGCCUAUCUGGAGAAGCUGCGCGACUUCGGUGUGGUAAACAUCGAGAUGGAGUGUACCAUAUUUGCUGCGCUCACGCAUUACGCCGGCAUCAAGGCGGCGAUCAUAUGCGUUACGCUGCUCGACAGACUGAAGGGUGACCAGGUGAUGGCCCCGAAGGAGGUGAUGAACGAAUGGCAACAACGACCACAGAUAUUAGUGUCCCGGUUAAUUAAGAAACAUCUGGCCCAGAUGGGCCACCUAAAGUCGCUGGCCUCGACACCGUCGUCGAUCAAGUCGCCGCGCCGGUUUAAGCUGGUGCAGCAGGAAUCGGAAGCGCACGAGUAAGAGCACGUAAUAAGCUGCCCGAUAAUGUUUCAUUCUGCCACAUUUGUGUUUUUUUUAACAUUUUACAUCUAGAUAUUUCAAUAAUCAUGCAUCUAAUUAGUGCAUAUCCGUAACAUUAAAGCGUUAAAAGACAAAUAAAUUUAGCAACUUAAACAAAGUCCUAACAAAGCAAAGAAAGUGGAGGAAGAAGAAGAAGACGUAAGCAAAUACAGACACAUUCAGAAAGCAUUAUAAAUAUGGUGACAGUGCCUGCGUAUAAUUAGGUACCAAUAGUACGGUCGCUACUACAGCUAAAGCAAAUAAUUUACCAGUGCUGCUAAUAUUAGCGUUCCUUUGUCGAUUCAAGCGAAUGCUUACAUUAUAGAUUGAGCAAGAUAUAGAUGUAUGGCUUGUGUAUAGAAUUGCGUUUAAACACACCCGGUACACUUAAAUAGUAAUACAGUUCUAAUACAGCUAUUGGAUAACGUUAAGAGGGUACUAAUGCAAAACUGCUGCCGUGUAAUGCCGUGUAAUAUGGAACUCGUUAUUGCAUCUAAUGCAUUGAACCGUUUGAUAUUUCCAGUAUAGUUAAACCAUAAUACUAAACCUUCUUACCGUAAACGUUGUGAAGCUUUAUGUUUCAGUGCUCGUCUCAUCAUCAUAGUAUGUUGUUGUUUUUUUUGCGAACUCCGCGUACCUCAUCCUGAAACCAAAACAAAUAGUACCAUUAGUUUGAAGCUUUGUAAAAAUAACUUCUGUGUAAAGGUGAUAAUUAUCUCCCUCCUGCAAACCAUGAUCGUCUUUCCCCUUGCGUUUGGCGAUAGUAAGCUAAAAUUACUAUCAUUAAAGCUUAAUUUUGAUAAUUGCUUUGUUUUUUGUUUUUUAAUUGUUUAAUAUUGUGUGUUCCCCAAACCCCCAAAAACAAGUGAAGCAUUAAAAAUAAACACGUUGAACAUCAUGACGCAAAUUAAGCAAUCUUCAUGAAACGAUUCUUGUAACAGAAAUCCUCAAUGUAACGUUUUGCAUAUCGGUUGUAAUAUAAAUCGACAGUGCGACAAAACCAAAAAAAAACACAAAACGCUGCAUUGUAGAUGUAACAUCGAAUAUGCUACUCUACCAGUACGGAUGUACAAAUUCCAUCAUAAUAUAAGCACAGACGCACCUCAUAUCUUGAUGUGUGAAGGCAAUAUAGAAUAGUGUCUUGAAGUUAGAUAUUCACAAACAACGGAACGAAUAUCAUUCAAUAAUUACUUGUCCAUCUACUUACGCAUGUUACAAGCAGAAUGUUAAACUGUGCGAAAGAAACGAAACUGUUUUUGUUAUGUUUCAUACCGCAAUUAGACGUAAUUGACAGCGAAUAUAUAGAACAAUAAAAAAAAAACACUCCCGAAUUACAAUGCAUUGAACCAAACAAGGCUGAUAGUGGCAA